Messenger RNA from Nerophis lumbriciformis (worm pipefish), 1614 nucleotides. Its product is annotated as phosphatidate cytidylyltransferase 2-like. The record is from RefSeq and is a predicted model, not a curated record. Lineage: Eukaryota; Metazoa; Chordata; Actinopteri; Syngnathiformes; Syngnathidae. Gene Ontology annotation, cellular component: endoplasmic reticulum membrane. Gene Ontology annotation, molecular function: phosphatidate cytidylyltransferase activity.
UAUGCAAAGUAAACCCGUGUAAAAAAAAUAUCCUGAGCGUAUUUUAGUCUUAAGGAAUCAUAGACUCUUCGCCGUUGUCGUUCGGUUGUGGUUCGUGAAGAUGACGGCAGAGCUCAGGCACCGUGGAGCCAAAGACACCGAGGCGACUUUACAGCAGCAGCCGUCUGAGGACAAGGGAUCAGAUAAUGAGCUGAAGUCAGAGAAAGAUGACGGGGGAGACAGCCACCCCAAAGGGGAAUCAGGAGUCCCGGAGGUGCCAGUCCCACCUGAUGACACCCCGGAGGUGUUAAACAAAGCCUUGUCCGGACUUUCCUCAAGAUGGAAGAACUGGUGGGUUCGAGGGAUCCUCACUCUGGCAAUGAUUUCUUUCUUCUUCUUUAUAAUUUACCUGGGCCCCAUGGUGCUUAUGAUGAUUGUCAUGUGUGUUCAGAUCAAGUGCUUCCAAGAAAUCAUCACCAUUGGUUACAGUGUUUACCAUUCGUACCAUCUGCCAUGGUUCAGGACAUUGAGUUGGUACUUCCUGCUUUGUGUCAAUUACUUCUUCUAUGGUGAGACGGUCACGGAUUACUUCUUCACGCUGGUGCAGAGGGAAGAGCCGCUUCGCAUCCUAAGCAAAUACCACCGCUUUAUCUCCUUUGCGCUCUACCUCACAGGUUUCUGCAUGUUUGUGCUGAGCUUGGUGAAGAAGCACUACCGCCUUCAGUUCUACAUGUUUGGCUGGACCCACGUGACUCUGCUGAUUGUUGUAACGCAAUCUCACCUCAUUAUUCACAACUUGUUUGAAGGGAUGAUCUGGUUUAUUGUGCCAAUUUCCUGCGUGAUCUGUAAUGACAUCAUGGCCUACAUGUUUGGUUUCUUCUUCGGCCGCACCCCUCUCAUUAAGCUGUCGCCUAAGAAGACGUGGGAGGGAUUCAUCGGUGGCUUGUUCGCCACCAUUGUGUUUGGCAUCUUGCUCUCCUAUGUGAUGGCAGGCUACCGCUACUUUGUAUGCCCAGUGGAGUUCAACAACGAUUCCAACAGUUUCCAGGUAGACUGCGAGCCCUCUGAGCUUUUCCAGCUUCAGGAUUACGUACUUCCCAGCGUCCUUGAGUCUUUCACUGGAUGGACCACAGUGCGUCUCUACCCCUUCCAGAUCCACAGCAUCGCUCUCUCCUCUUUCGCUUCAAUCGUUGGGCCCUUUGGUGGCUUCUUUGCCAGUGGCUUCAAGAGGGCCUUCAAGAUUAAGGAUUUUGCCAACACCAUCCCAGGACACGGAGGCAUUAUGGAUCGAUUUGACUGCCAGUACCUCAUGGCCACAUUUGUGAAUGUGUACAUUGCUAGCUUUAUCAGAGGCCCCAACCCUAGCAAGGUGAUUCAGCAGCUCCUGGCCCUCCGGGCCGACCAGCAGCUCUAUAUCUUCAACUCUCUGAAAGCUCACCUGACAGAGAAGGGCUUGCUGCCUGCACUGGAGGAGGCUGUCGCCUAGAGUGGUGAAGGGAGGCACCAGGGAGACUCCUUGAUGAGGGACAGAGUCCACACAAAUGGCAGCCUCACGUCAUUCCAUUUAAUUUGGUUAGGAGAGUCCUGUGUGUAUUCUUACUCAAUGUGAACCACAUUAGAGCAGUGUUCUCCCAG